Amphimedon queenslandica is the source of this 2709-nucleotide messenger RNA. RefSeq names its product collagen alpha-1(I) chain-like. The coding region runs from base 142 to 2709 and encodes 855 amino acids. The record is from RefSeq and is a predicted model, not a curated record. Gene Ontology annotation, biological process: extracellular matrix organization. The transcript has 29 exons. NCBI's taxonomy places the organism in Eukaryota, Metazoa, Porifera, Demospongiae, Haplosclerida, Niphatidae. Gene Ontology annotation, molecular function: extracellular matrix structural constituent conferring tensile strength.
GUUAUAAUCAAUGUUACUCAUCAAUUUGGGCCAGUCCACUUAUUGGCAGCUGCAGGUAUCACUUGCAGUGCAGUCCUACAGAAACAACCGCUUUACUUUGCCUUCACUGUGAGGUAGAGAGGCGAUCAUACAAGUCAAAAAAUGAAGUACAUUUUGUACAGUGCAGUCUGCCUUGCCAUAGUUGCAGUUGUCAAUGCACAAUACUUCUGCUUCAAUUCAGUCGGAGGCAAUCCUUGUGGGAGAUACAUAGGAUCAUUUGGAGAUAAGAGAGAAUGCUGUGUUGGACAAAGAGCUGGUGGUUAUACACCACACGGCAGUGAGGAAUGUACAUCUUGUGAUAACUUCUUAAAUCCAUUUGCCCCACGUGGCCCUGAUGGACCUCCUGGUAGAGUUACUGGCCCAUUAAUUCCUGGUGCACCUGGACUUCCUGGACCACCUGGAAAUAAUGGUGAAGAUGGUGAAGAUGCAGCUGAUGGUCAACCCGGAAACCCCGGUGGCCCCGGAGAACCUGGUGCCCCAGGUCCACACGGACCACCUGGACCACCCGGCAGAGUUGGAUUCCCCAAAGGACCCAAGGGAGCCAUUGGUUUCCCCGGCUAUGCUGGUCAACCAGGAAUGAAAGGAGAGAAAGGUCCCCAAGGAAUUAAGGGAAUACCUGGCACCCCUGGACCUAAUGGACACCCUGGAUUGAAGGGACCACCUGGACCACCUGGACCCCAUGGACCACCUGGUUCACCUGGUGCUACUGGAAACCUUGGAGCUCCUGGAGCCCCUGGAGCUAAGGGACCAACUGGUGUACCAGGGCAAUCUGGAGCACCCGGUGCAACUGGAGAUCCUGGUGACCAAGGUCGUCCUGGAUCCCGUGGUGCUGUUGGCGUAGCUGGUAAUCCUGGAGCUGAUGGACCUACUGGCCCUCCUGGCCCACCUGGACCACCUGGAUUUCCUGGAUUCCCUGGUGAGGCUGGCCAUCAAGGAGACAAAGGAGCUCCCGGAGGACCUGGUGCUACUGGCAAUCAAGGUGAACAAGGACCACAGGGAGCUAGAGGACCAGCUGGAAACAUAGGUCCACCUGGUGCCCAAGGACCUCCUGGAGCACCUGGCGAUCAAGGAAGUCCUGGUAGACAAGGACCAGCUGGUGCCCCAGGACGUGAUGGUAACCCUGGAGAGAGAGGAACUGAUGGUGCCCCUGGUGAAAAUGGUGCUCCUGGACCUAAAGGACCAACUGGAAUCAAGGGAGACGUAGGAAAGAGAGGAAACUCUGGAGCACCUGGUAAAACAGGUUAUGCCGGACGUAAGGGAGACACUGGAGCAAUGGGAUUCCCUGGAGAGACUGGUCAUGCUGGUCAACGUGGUCAAAAGGGACAGAAAGGACCUCAAGGUGAAAAGGGAGCUCAAGGAGAAAAUGGUGAUCCUGGACAAGCUGGAGCUAAGGGACCAAUCGGUCGUAAUGGCGUACCUGGUGAGCAGGGACCUGCUGGAGCAUCUGGAGACACUGGAUCUGUAGGAGAACCUGGAGCCAACGGAAAGCCUGGUAGCCCUGGAUCAGCUGGAGAUGCUGGUGGUACUGGUGAUCUUGGCGAUCCUGGCCCGAGAGGACCAUCUGGUAAUCCUGGAUCUGAUGCAUCACCUGGCUUCCCUGGAAGAAGAGGACCACCUGGUCUACCCGGAGAGCCUGGAAGCCCUGGUAUUGAUGGACACCCUGGAAGACCUGGUAAUCAAGGACCACUCGGCCCAGCCGGUGUUAAGGGACCACCUGGAUCACCUGGCGCUCAAGGACACCCUGGACCAAUAGGAGAGACUGGACCCACUGGUGAUGAUGGAGCAGAUGGAGCUGAUGGAGACCCAGGCAAUCCUGGACCAGCUGGUAACAAAGGACCCCAAGGACAGCAUGGAGAGCAGGGUGAUCCUGGUGAUAAGGGAUCGACCGGACCACCAGGACAAGCUGGACCUAAAGGACCCAAAGGCUCAAGUGGACCUGCUGGCCCUCGUGGAGCUAAGGGAGACGUUGGAGCUCAAGGAGCCCAAGGAGCUCGUGGAGAUCAGGGACAGAAGGGAGAGCGUGGUGCCCCAGGGAAAAAUGGACCUCAAGGAGGACCUGGUCAACCAGGAGCAGCUGGACCAGCUGGUAAUCAAGGUGCCAAAGGACAGAGAGGAGGACCUGGAAGACAAGGAGAGCAAGGAGAAAUUGGAAGACCUGGACCUUCUGGACCAAGAGGCUAUCCUGGAGAGAAAGGAACGGGUGGUGAUCCUGGUGCACCUGGAGCUGAUGGUGAGCGUGGACCAAACGGUCCAGUCGGCCGUCCUGGUAAGCCUGGCUCUAAAGGAGGACAAGGAGCAGUCGGUGCACCUGGUCGUGACGGAGAAACUGGAGCACAGGGACCUGCUGGACCAGCUGGGCCUGUUGGAUCUACUGGAUCAAGAGGAGCAAGAGGAGACGCUGGUGCACCUGGUAACCCAGGAUCAGCUGGUGCUGUUGGAGCCCCAGGCAACACUGGACCUCAAGGAGAGAAAGGAGAAUCUGGAGAUCGUGGCGCUCCUGGUCCCCAAGGUGCAGCUGGUAGCCCCGGUACUCCCGGAACACCUGGACCAAAGGGACAGAAAGGAAAACGUGGAGAUCCUGGAGCACAUGGUCGACCUGGACCAGCUGUAAGAAAGGAUUGGGUAUCAUUUGUAGUAAAGUCAUCCGAACUUUCACAGAACUCCUUUUGA